Messenger RNA from Lolium rigidum, 1127 nucleotides. Its product is annotated as probable WRKY transcription factor 17. Lineage: Eukaryota; Viridiplantae; Streptophyta; Magnoliopsida; Poales; Poaceae. The transcript has a single exon. The record is from RefSeq and is a predicted model, not a curated record. Gene Ontology annotation, molecular function: DNA-binding transcription factor activity; sequence-specific DNA binding. Gene Ontology annotation, biological process: regulation of DNA-templated transcription. The coding region runs from base 73 to 984 and encodes 303 amino acids.
ACCAACAGCCCAAAGUACAAGCCAACAACAGCACUUCUUUCCCCAUUCUUCUUCUCUUCUCCGAGGGCGACCAUGGCCGUCGACUUGAUAGGACGUGGCUACCCACCUCGCAGCCUCGCCGCCGAGGAACAGCACGAGCAGCUAGCUUUCCAGGAGGCCGCAGCCGCAGGUCUACGCAGCUUGGAGCUCCUCGUCUCCUCGCUCUCCCCGCGCGCCGACCGCGCAACGCCGCUCGGGGAGAUCGCUGACCAGGCGGUGUCCAAGUUCCGCCGCGUCAUCAGCAUCCUCGACCGCACCGGCCACGCCCGCUUCCGCCGUGGACCUGUCGGAGGAGCUGCCGCCGCGUUGACUUCCCCUCCUAUCUCUUCUCCUCCUCCGAUGCCAGUCCGAGCACCGGCCCCGGCGCCGGCGCCAGCGAGCUCCCUGCAGUUGGCACCCCAGAAGAGCCUGACGCUGGACUUCACGAAGCCCACCAAGGCGCCGGCAGCGGCAGCGGCCGCGGCGCCUUCGGUGACGUCGACGUCUUUCUUCUCGUCGGUGACUGCGGGAGGCGAAGGCAGCGUGUCCAAGGGCCGGAGCCAGCUUGUGUCCUCCGGCAAGCCGCCGCUCGCGGCAGGGACCAAGCGCAAGCAGCACCAGCUGCAGCCGCCGCCCUGCGCGAGCGGCGCGCACUCGGACGCCGCCGGUGGGCGGUGCCACUGCUCCAAGAAGCGCAAGCACCGGGUGAGGUACACGGUGCGCGUUGCGGCGGUCAGCUCGCGCGCGGCGGACAUCCCCGGCGACGAGUACUCGUGGCGCAAGUACGGGCAGAAGCCCAUCAAGGGGUCCCCUUACCCGCGCGGCUACUACAGGUGCAGCACCGUGAAGGGCUGCCCGGCGCGGAAGCACGUGGAGCGCGCCACCGACGACCCGGCCACGCUCGUCGUCACCUACGAGGCCGACCACUGCCACGACGCCUCGCCGCCGGCCGCCGCGGCCAACUAGAGCUCCCUUGACAGCUGCGGGAUCUGAUUUCCUUCUUCCAUUUGUUCUUUCAGUUAGUAAUACGUAGUGCUAUUAGCGAUCUAAGCCUUGUGUAAAGAAUCCAGGAUUAGCAAUGAAAUGUUGUCAAAUCAGUUUCCUUCUUC